This is a messenger RNA of Mytilinidion resinicola, 1128 nucleotides long. Its product is annotated as DOT1-domain-containing protein. The coding region runs from base 1 to 1128 and encodes 375 amino acids. Gene Ontology annotation, molecular function: histone H3K79 methyltransferase activity. The record is from RefSeq and is a predicted model, not a curated record. Gene Ontology annotation, biological process: DNA repair; regulation of transcription regulatory region DNA binding; DNA damage checkpoint signaling. Gene Ontology annotation, cellular component: nucleus. NCBI's taxonomy places the organism in Eukaryota, Fungi, Ascomycota, Dothideomycetes, Mytilinidiales, Mytilinidiaceae. The transcript has 2 exons.
AUGAAGAGGAGGCUACGAGAUACCGAGAACAAUGGCGAAAAGCUGGACAUAAUACAUGGGGUGGAUAUGACCACGGGUGAGCAUGGGAAGGAGUACAAGGCGGCGUUCAAGACGGAGACAGGGGACGAGGACAGGUUUGUGGUGGAGCUGCAGUAUCCAAGCACGUCUCCACGCGAACGCUUCGAAACAGUAAUACCCCGCGACCCAACGGGAUAUGACCCGAUCAAGGACAUCGAAUACACUAUCGACGAAAUAUGCCUUACCUACCUGCCUGAGGCGCAGUCUCUCGUCUUUCGGGACGAUGACUCCGGCGUAGUACGCCUCCUGAAGCGUGCUGUGGCCAAGAAGUCGCCCUCGGAUUACUGCAAAGCUCUCGAUAAUUUCAACGCCCACAUCCGCGCCUCGCUCGCCGACUCCACCAUAUCCAAAACCCUCGAUAGCAAGCAUGCCCUGCCGCCGUCCCUGGUCAAGCACAUCUUCAGUCAAGUCUACCAGCGCAUCGUCUCCCCUCACGCUCACCGCCUUAAGAAAGUAAAAGAUAAGGCGACCACCUAUGGCGAACUUAUGCCCUCAUUCGUGAACACCAUUUUCAGACAAACCCACCUCAAUUCCUCCUCCAUCUUUGUCGAUCUCGGCUCUGGUGUGGGCAAUGUAGUAAUCCAGGCUGCGCUCCAAACCGGCGCGCAGAGCUGGGGCAUUGAGAUCCUAGACACGCCCGCCAAGUUUGCCUCAGAGCAGGCGAAAGAGCUCCAGGCACGCGCAAGGCUAUGGGGCCUCUCCAUCGGCCCAAUCCACUUACUCCACGGCAGUUUUCUCGAAUCUCCGGAGAUUGAUGACGUGCUGCGCGUUGCAGACGUCGUGCUAGUCAACAACAAAGUCUUCGGCGAGAGGCUCAACGGCGAGCUUCUCUUCAAGUUCCUCGACUUGAAAGACGGUGCGCAGGUGAUUAGCCUAGAAUCCUUCGGUGCAGGCCGACAAGGCGCCUGGAACCAGCAGCAAAACGCGGCCAGACUGUUCCGGGAGAAGCGGUACGAGAGCGGAACGGACGCGGUGUCUUGGGACGGCCAGAGCGUGGACUACUUCAUCGCCACGAAGGAUGAGCAUCAUGUGAAAGAAGAAGAUCUGUAA